Paracoccidioides lutzii Pb01 is the source of this 2571-nucleotide messenger RNA. RefSeq names its product potassium transporter 5. Gene Ontology annotation, molecular function: potassium ion transmembrane transporter activity. The coding region runs from base 1 to 2571 and encodes 856 amino acids. The transcript has 5 exons. Gene Ontology annotation, cellular component: membrane. Gene Ontology annotation, biological process: potassium ion transmembrane transport. The record is from RefSeq and is a predicted model, not a curated record.
AUGACACAGGUAAGGAUCUUGGAGACUCCCCGCCCCCAGGAGGAGGAGCAUCCCCAUAUUAUAUCCCAAGAUGCAACCAGCAAGAAUUUCGGCAGCAAUGCGAAUCAGGUCCGCUCCACCCGCUCCACGUCCUCCAUGACUCGGUCAAGCACAGAUGGUAUUACUGCCGACGAUGGAAUCCGCAACAUUCGCUCUCGGUUGGUUCAACACUCUGGCAGGCGCAGUGACACCACCAUGGAGCUGGGAGACGAUGACCCUGGCUUGCGUAUGCCUGGCGACUUCAAACAGAAGCAGGUAUUCACUGGGAGAAGGCUUCUGUGGCUCUCGUAUCAAUCAAUCGGUGUCAUCUAUGGCGACAUCGGGACGAGCCCACUUUAUGUUUACUCGUCGACCUUCACCUCGGCCCCCUCACGCCGAGACAUCAUAGGAGUGCUGUCGCUUAUCAUCUGGAGCCUGUUUCUGAUGGUAACAGUGAAAUAUGUGUUCAUCAUCCUGCAUGCGGAUAACGAUGGCGAGGGAGGCACAUUCAGCACGUAUUCGCUGCUCAGCCGCUAUAUGAACAUCACCAAUCGUGAUCCCCGGGAGGCAUCUCUUAUCGAGAUGAAAAGACAUCUGUCGGGCGACCUCAAAGCAAGCACUAGAACAGCGCGCCAGCGUCUGGAGUCAAGCAAGUGUGCAAGGGCUAUUCUCAAAGCAGUGGGAGUGUUGGCAGUGACCAUGGUCAUCUCCGACGGACUCCUCACCCCUGCUCAAUCAGUUCUGGGAGCCGUCCAGGGAAUCAAAGUGGUGGAUCCAGAUAUCAACAAGAGCACUGUGAUCGGGGUCACCAAUGCGAUUCUGAUCAUACUUUUCUGCGUUCAGCCGCUGGGAAUUUCCAAACUUACGUAUGCGUUCUCACCCAUCGUCAUCAUCUGGCUUGGCUUCAAUGCUGUUUUCGGGGUAUACAACCUGGUCAAAUACGACGCCGGCGUGUUCGAGGCGUUCAACCCCGGUUGUGGUUUUGAAUUCCUGAUCCACCACGGAGAACACGGGUGGAAGAUGCUCGGUGGCAUUUUGCUCUCCUUUACAGGAGUUGAGGCUCUCUUCGCUGACCUGGGAGCAUUCAGUCGGAGGGCUGUCCAGCUAAGUUGGCUGCUCUACGCAUUUCCCUGUCUACUGCUUGCAUAUAUCGGGCAAGCAUCAUACAUCAGCGUUCAUCCAGAUGCAUAUUCGAACCCCUUUUUCAACGCAGCGCCUCCGGGAACCGUUUAUCCGGCGCUGGUUAUAGCAAUACUAGCAGCAAUUGUCGCGUCGCAAGCCAUCAUAACUGCAACAUAUCAGCUCCUUGUCCAAAUAAUGAAGCUCUCUUACUUCCCGCAGAUCAAAGCAAUUCACACGUCGUCAAUUUUCCAUGGCCAGUUAUAUGUUCCCGCCGCCAACUGGUUACUCAUGAUUGGAACAAUACUAGUCGCCUCCAUAUAUAACAACACUACAUCCCUCGGCAACGCGUACGGCGUCUGCGUCAUGUUUGUCACCUUCUUUGACACCUGCGUGGUCUCGUUAGUUGCAAUUUUCGUCUGGCGCGUCAGCCCGUUCAUCGUCUUUCUGCCCUGGCUCAUCAUCUCCUGUCUCGACGGCGCAUACCUGUCUUCCGUACUGACAAAGGUCCCUGACGGGGCCUGGUUCACACUGGCUCUCUCAGCGGUGCUCGCAUUUCUUUUCCUUCUGUGGAGGUUCGGUAAGGAGCAGCAAUGGUUGGCGGAAGCGCAAGAUCGUUACCCCACGUCACACUUUGUCAAAAUAACAACCUCCGGUCUUGGAAACAGUCAGGCUCAGACGCAGCAGCAGGAGCAGCCACCGUCGCUGAUUCAAGUGCAUCUUACAGACCGCUUCGGAAGCGCUCCCGUUAGCAUCACCCGUGGGCUGGGCAUCUUCUUCGACAAAGCCGGCGAAACUACCCCUAUUGUCUUCAGCCAGUUCGUGCUCAAGCUCACCGCGAUGCCCGAGGUAACUGUUUUCUUCCACUUACGGCCCCUGGAGAGACCCUCCGUGGCGUUGGAUGAGCGGUAUACGGUGUCGCGACUCGCCAUCCCUCACUGCUACAGACUUGUCGUGCGAUAUGGAUACAAUGAUGAGAUCAUUACGCCGGAUCUAGCAAGCGUAAUUGUGGAGCAGAUCAAAUGGUAUUUGGUCCAGCAGGGGAGGGAAGGGAGGUUGGCAGCUCCGUCACAAUUACCGGUAGUGACCCCAACGGAGUCUGAUGAGAAAGCUCCCAAAAAUACACCCUCCACUGCUUCAGCCUCCUUAUCCAAACCCUCCUCCACCAACCUCGCCACGACAGUGCCAAAGCAACAGCAACUUGGCGUGGACGCUAUUAAUGAGGCACUUACCAAGGUCGAAUCGGCACAUUCACACAAAGUGCUGUACAUCAUCGGCAAGGAACAGAUGAAGCUCCGGCCCAAGACGAAUUAUGUUCGAUGGACGUUGUUGCAGAUAUUUUUGUGGAUUAGGGAGAACACGCGGACGAAGAUGGCGAAUCUGAAGGUGCCGACUGAUAAGGUUAUCGAGGUGGGGUUUUUGAAAGAUAUUUAG